This is a messenger RNA of Cordyceps fumosorosea ARSEF 2679, 1446 nucleotides long. RefSeq lists its product as hypothetical. Lineage: Eukaryota; Fungi; Ascomycota; Sordariomycetes; Hypocreales; Cordycipitaceae. Bases 1 to 1446 code for a protein of 481 amino acids. The transcript is spliced from 2 exons. The record is from RefSeq and is a predicted model, not a curated record.
AUGAGUAUGACGCAGGAAGAGCCCACAGCAACACCAAGGGCAAGCAUCAUGGUGCAAGCCAAGUCGGAGUGGAAUCUGGACCCGGCCACGGGCUCGAUUUCUCGAAAGCUGCGAGGAGCAGAGCUCAUCGUCAGGGCCUCUGAGCUCACAAACAACGGCAACUUUCAACUGAACAUCUUGGGAGAGUUUGAGACCACCAUCCCAAGAGCAGAGCUUCACAAGCGAUGCCAGGCAGCCUGGUGGCUCACCAGACAGAGCCUCCCUCUAGUCGGCGUCACCCUCGGCCACGAGCAGGCCUCGUUCCAGCCGAUACGCUCCCUCCAGGACGCGCGGCGCUGGGUGUCCGAGACCUGCGUCUUCGCGGACGGCCUCACCUGCGAGGAAGUCCUCCUCGCACAGGUCCGCCAGGCCUCCGACCUCACCAAGCUGACCGUCAUCCUCGCGCCCCCCUCCGGCCGCCCGGGCUGCGUGCUCAACAUCUCCCACACGCUCACCAGCCUGGACGUCUACCACAUCAUCGCCUCCUUCGUCGCCAACCUCUCCUCGCCCUCCUCCUCCCCCGACCUCGAGCGAGCCUUCUCGCCCGAGACCGCCGCCGCCCUCACGCCCCGCCUGCCCGCCUCGCUGGGCAUCCCCGUGCACCCGGCGCACCGCGCGCGCGCCAGCCUCGUGCACAACGAGCAGGUCCGCUUCUCCGCCGCCGAGGCCGCCGCCUCCCUCGCGGCGGCCCGGGCGCGCGGGGUCAGCCUGACGGCGCUGUUCUUCGCGUGCAUCGCCGUGGGCGUGGCGAAGCGCCACGCCCGCGGGGGUGAGGACGGGGCGCACCUCGUCUUCAGCGGCAACGCCCGGCGCUGGCUCGGCGCCGAGGCCGGCCCGCCCGUGGGGAUGAGCGUGCUGCCGGGCGCGCUGUGGCUCGGCAAGGCGUCCCUGCUCGCUGACGACGCGGGCUCGCCGGCCAACGUGUUCGCCGUAGCCAGAGCGAUCCAGGAGAGGCAGGGCCGAGAUCUGGCUUCGGAGCACAUUGUCGGCGUGUACGACGAGCUCGCGCCGACGGCGUUCCGGAGCAUGAUGGAGGCCUCGUCGGCGUCGUCGCACCAGCCCGUCGUUCCGCUCGUCAGCAGGCCGACGCUGACCUCCCAGGGAGAGUUCUUCCAGCAGCAGCAGCAGCAGCAGCAGCAGCAGCAGCGGGCGGAUGAGGGCAUCCCUCCGAGGGCCAGGCUGGUGCACUUCCGCACCGGAGGGCGGAACACGGAUCCGAACGUGUGCUUUGCGCUGUACAGCUUCCGGGGCGAUAUGCGGUGCAACCUGCUGUUCGAUGCCAAGUAUUUUGACCGCGAUGACGUGAUGGCGCUCAUGGAGACGGUCAUGGGGAUUUUUAGACGGGCAAUUUUUUCCGUGCAGGAUGGUGGUGGUGGUAAUGAAGGCACCCCGGCUGCAAAGAUCUAG